AUGCUCACCCGCACAAAAACCACCAUCUCUUCUUCUUUGCCUUCUUCAUCGUCAUCAUCGACUUUUAGGACGAGGAGGAAAAGGAGACACACGAGGACGGAGAGAAAUGCAAUCAUCAUCCUUUCCGCUCCCAACGGCUUUUCUCCCCAAAGUCGACGAGAACGACGAAGAACGAGACAACGACGACGACGCGUCGUCGUCCGGAACGAUUUAGGCGGCGGCACGAUGCCACCACCACCACCUUUACCGCCGCUUUCCACCACAAAACCUCGGGUCAUCGAUGUUCUCCUCGGCGUCCACCCGGCGAAAGCAGAGGGAAGCGUGCGAGACGCAACCGCAGAGCACUUGAUCGAAGCGUUCGAGGAGUUGCCGAAAAAAGAGCAAAUUGUGAUGGUGAAGAAACUGUUGCGAGACGCGCUGCGCGAAGACGAGAUGAAUGAGACUAUGGUUUUGGAGCGAGCGCCGGAGGUGAAGAUUUCUAAAAGCGAGGGAGAUGAGAGAGCGAUGGAUGGUACGGCUUCUUCUUCUUCUUCUUCUUCGACGACGAUGACGAAUGAAAGAGAAAUCUUGGAACGCGCGGUGAGGGAGCUGCCAAACGCGAGACCCGAGCAAAGGGCGAAAGCGGCGGAGAUUUUGAGACGGUUGGAAGAGGAAACGGGAAAAGUAAGGGGAGAGAAAGAAGAAGAGAGCGCAUCGACGAAGAAUGCGUCUUACGACGCGAGUAAUAGCGGUUCUAGUAGUAGAUUAGAGAACAAUAGAUUUAACGAUUUUGAAAAGGAAGAAACCGAAGAGAAGGACGAUAAUCCGUUCGAGGACGAGGACAUCGUGUGGGAUUUGCGAAGCGCCGUGGCAUCGCUGACGACUGUGGCGAAAGCAAAAUUGAUACCGCCGCUCGCGUUCGGUACCGGAUUUGCCGCGUUGGCGUUUGUGCUGACGAAAAUGGUAGGCGGAGAUGACGCCGGUAACGAGACGAGGGACGAGGCGCGAAUGAACGAUGAAAGUGACGCUCGAAUAUCUCCUCCUCCUCCUCCUCCUCCUUCAACGAUUAUGAACGACAGAAACGACAACGACGCUGGUGACAUUGCACCUCCGUUACUUCCCAUGGAAGAGGCUAAACGACUUUUAUUCGAAAGUCAAGCAAUACAACCACCGCCCGUGUCAACGACUACGAGUAAAACGAAGAAGAUGAAGAAAAGCGAGAAUCGAGGACGAGGCGUCGCUACUAAUACUACCAGUUCUGGUGGUAACAGCAACAGCGUGCUCUGGAAACGGAAAGAGGAAAAAUAUGACGCGUUAUUAGAAGCAGCAGUAGAAGAAGAGGACGAGGAUAUCGAAGACCCCUUUGAAGACGACGACGACGAACCAGAACGAGGCGAAGAAGCGCGAGAGAUGUCACCGCCUCCACGAAAAUCCGCCGCCAGCGGCAGCACCAGCGGCGGCGUGAAAAAGCAACGACGACCGCCGCCAGAUCUUACCUCUGCCUCGUUCUUGAGCGAAGAAGAUCGCGAGAAGAAUUUUGAGAACAUUCGCGCGAGACGUCCGAGAUGA
This is a messenger RNA of Bathycoccus prasinos, 1548 nucleotides long. RefSeq lists its product with no specific name. The record is from RefSeq and is a predicted model, not a curated record. Lineage: Eukaryota; Viridiplantae; Chlorophyta; Mamiellophyceae; Mamiellales; Bathycoccaceae. The transcript has a single exon. Bases 1 to 1548 code for a protein of 515 amino acids.